AUCGUUUCGUGAAUCAUCCAGUCGGAAUGAACAGAGUGAAGAAAAGGCGAGAGUUACAUCUGUGUGCAAAAUUCACGAAAAAGAUCUUUACAAAAGGUGCAAUCGAUCAGAAUUUAAUGAGAUUAUCUCAUUGAUCUUGAUAAAAAUUUAAACUUGAUAAGAUUAAAUUUUCCUGUGUGCGAAAAAUAAUCAGUCAGUGCGACUGACUUUACUUUUGCGUACUGCAUUUCUCGGCCGAAAACGAAGUUACAUUUGUGCAAAUUGUGAAAAAACGGAUUUCCGUUUUUUGUCACGCACUUCGUUUUGUUCGUGUUUCGUGCAAUAUAUAUAUAUAUAUUUCGGAAACAAUAAACAUUCUAUAUUUUCAGUAAGUGCGUUUCUUCUCUGAAACUUGAAUAUCGGAGCGUUCGAUAAGUAAAUCCUUAUCGAUUUCAUCUUCCGAUUGAACGAAAUAAACAAGACAUUUGAAUUCAUUCGAUCGAUGGUGACAAUUUCGCUGGAUAACGCAAGACGAUAAAACGAAACUCUCCUAUACUCGCAUCUUCACAAAACUAAUACAUAAAUUAAUUAGAAAUAUAUAUACACGUAGAAUAUCUUUUUUUUUUUGUUUCGUUCGCUCGUUUUGAAAUAUCACUAUGGAUUGCGAGAUACCUCGCGACUUACAGAUGUCUCAUCUACGGGCGAUUCAAAAAGUACCGGGUAAUACCGCUAAUGAGAAAUUACGUUGGAUCGGAAAAUUGACUUUGCACCAGACGAGCAAAGAUCUGGAACAAUUUCCGUCAGAAUUACUGCCUAUAUUGCGUGUGGGAACUGCCAUCAAGAAGAAGAAGCACGAGGAUGUAACAUCGGCGCUCAAGUGCGAAGACUCGACAAUAAUAAACCGGGCAUUUAAAGCCUUCUGGUUUUUCGAUGGCAGCCACAAGAAGAUCAUUAACGUCAGGUAUUUCUGCGAACAUCUGUUCCCUUACGUUUCUGUAAACACAAGGACACGUAUUGUGCUAACACUCGCGCAUCAAUUAUCCGGGAAGGAUCCAGUUUUCGCGCAGGAAAUAUUUGCAGAAGUGACAUCUAUUUACGGGAUUCAAAUCGCUUAUCCGUUGCUCAUGGCUUGCGACGAGACUUUCAUUUAUAAAAUAAUCGUGGAGAAGGAAUUCGUGCUGCCUGAUAAAAUUCUUACAAAGAUCUUCUACAGGAAUCCGGAUUUGGUAGUUCGUUUUCUGAAAUUAUUGAAACCUCGUGAAUUGAACGAGACUGAGCGCACUCCAUUCGCGAUCGGCAUCGAUAGAUACAAAUCUUUCCUCCCUAAAUUAAUAAAGAAACGACUGGAGGCUUUCGUGGAACUGUGUGAGAUUCACGAGACUCAUCCGCCGGAUAUUAUUUUGAGCAACACGUGCGCCGAAAUAUUCCUGAAGAAAGCUCAGCAACACCUGAUACAAAAGCCGCUUGUAUAUAUCCGCAUGUUACCAUUCAAAAAAAUUAAUGACGAUUUAAUGGAGAGAGUAUUUCCUGGUUUACUGCCCGCGAAAAUGUCUUCUUUCGAUACAGAUAGUAUGCUUGAUUACUUGAAACAUUAUCCACGUGAUAAACAAUACGAUCUACUCCGUAAGUCAUACAAGGAUAAAUACGAUGCCGAAUUUCUCGACGAGACAAAAAAUGUCACGCCUGCCUUAUUACAAUUAUUACCUACCGAGGAACGGAUCAAACAGGCUAGAAUUAAAAUCGAGAAGCAGAACUUAGAGAAUGAUCAUUGUAAAGAUACGAUGGAAUAUGAAACAGUUUGGACUUGUUAUUUACCUGUUAACGAAGUCAUACCGGUUAUCAAAGAAAAAUUAAAUAAAACUAAAGAUGAAACAGAUAGAAUCGGUCUCCUUUUGCAAAUGAUUUAUGUUUGUAAUGUUAAUAAAGAUGAUGAUGCGUUGUUCGAUACUUUGACAUAUUUUUUAAAUAGGCAUAAAAACGAAAACUCUUGGGUAUUCCAACAAAUAUUCAAUCAACUUUUACGAAUAUACGAUUUACCUCAUUUAAAUGAAAAGCUGAUUUCUCUUAUACUAGACAUCGUUCGAUUGUUUUAUGUAAAAAAUGAAUUCGUGCCGGAAGAAAUGCUCUUGGCUAUAAUACAUUUCAAACUUAUACACAAUAUGCCAAUCGAGGAAUUGAUCGAUAUGUUUCUAGAGAAGAAUCGAUGGUACAUAAAUUUUAACGUACUCAAAGAAUAUCCACAGUAUGAGAGGCAGUGUCUCGUAACUUUCGCAAAUCAAAUUGAAAAGAAAUCUUUUCAAGAGAAUGAUGAAAACAAAAAUAUUCUUUGCCAAUUUUUUGUAGCAAUAUACGAUUUUAACAACAGGUGUAAAAAAUCGUGCGUUAAAAUAGAAGAAAUGACAAUUAGGGAUUAUCCUUGGUUAAUGAAUGUUAUUCACGAAGUAAUACGUGUAGAAGAAGAUUCUUGGAACAUGAAAAAUAUAUUGCAGAAGAAUGAACCAGAACUGUACUGCAGUUGGUUUCCUUCAAAUAUCGCGAAUGUAACAUCAGGCGCAGCGCUCGCUCUAUUGAAACGAGAUUUACAAAACAUACUUGACAAUUGGGAAAAAUACUUGGAAGACUGCAUGAAAAACUAUCAUUCAAAAUAUGUACAACACUUCGUCAGAGCCACGCGAUGGUACAAAGAUUUACCCAUUAAAUUUGCUGAACGUUGCAUGAAAUAUGUGUGCGAUAAUAGUACAGAUGAAAUAUCAUCUAGCCUAGUUAUCUUGGCCCUUUUACUUCAUGGUGAUGAGCUGACAAAACUAAUCGACCCUUUCACACCCACAGAAACAACGAUAAAUACCGAUCAUCCAAAUGCCAAAGAUAACUAUAAAAUUAUACAAAAUUUACCGUUAAGCAUGAGACUUUCCAAUCCACCAAUAUCUCUCGAUCUCGUAGUUAGAUUGUGCGUAGGAGAUUACUUGUCAAUAGCUUUGAUGACGCUCAUAAACGUAAGUAGGCGAACUUCUUCGCCUAAAGUUAUAUCAAUCGCACAAAAGUUGAUGAGUAUGCGUGUAAGUACACGUAAGCACGGGGUUAGGCUGAUGUACUUGGUAGCUACUAUGCAUGAACUUAUAGACUUUCUCCAGAAAACAUGGGCAACCGAGAACCAUCAUUCAGUACGACAAGUUUUAUUCGAGGCAUUCCAGAAAUGUUUUCUCACAAAACCAAGUCCCGAAACUUGGUCCCUAUAUUGUCAAACUAUGUCGACGUUGAGUCUCAAUGACGAAGCAUUGCUUUUGGAAAUAAAGCUGUUUCCCGAGAUCCCCAAUGAAUACGUCGUAAGGUAUCUCGAUCUAUGGCUCAAAACGAUAGACGAUUUUCAAGGAAUGGGACUGGAUGAUCAGAAAACAAACAAAUACAUUGUCAAUUUCUUAGCGACGCUUACUUUGACAACUAUCAGGUUAGGAAAACUGUCACAACCGCGAAAUACCGCGAUACUUGUAUUUUUAUGCAUGGUGGAAGUUACUGGUAAAAUGUUGAGCAAAAAGCCAAUUCGAACUUAUCAGAGAAAACCUACAAAGAAACCUUUUAUAAAUUCAUCUGCUGUAUCAAGUGAUUUUGUGGGAAACAGUCGUUUUAGAAAUGAAUUGUUUAAUGACUCUUUAAAUUAUGAUCCAUUCGAAACGACAUUUGACAGACUUGCCAAAGAAGUAGUAAUACCUCCUAUGCCAUUGGAUACAAAUCAAAAUGAUUCAUGGAAAAGCAGUAGCAGUGAUGGUGAUAUUACUGCAACAAGUCUAAAAUCUGAACAUAUAGAUUCUGAUCUUAUACACAAUAGUACACCUAGUUCAAUAAAUGUUAACCAUAAAUUGACUCGUAAAUGCAGGAAACAAAAAAAAUCUGAAUCAGAAGUUAUGGUUUCUAUAGGAAUGUUGUCUAAAAAAACAAAAAAAAUGUCAGUUAAAGAUAAAACAUACUUAGGAAAAGCACAGGGGCAGAAGAGACAAGCAAACAAGAUAAAAAAAAAGAAAGAGCUAAAAAAUAAGUCUAAGCCUAGUCAUGCAAUGAACAGAAAUAAGUCUAAGCCUAGUGUAUGCAAUGAACAGAUAUCUCAUAUAAAUUCUAAUGCUCUAGAUAAUUUGGAAGAUGUCUCAUAUAAAAACGAUAUUUUAUGCAGCAAUACUCAUGAAUCUUUGCUACAAAAUGUUUUAAAGAUUGACAAAACAAUUACAUCACAAAAUCAAUCAAUUAUAAUUAAUGAAUUCAUUGCUGAUUUUAAGCAUAACUAUCAACAAAUCAUCAAACCAUGUUUUGUUAAAUUAAAUGCUUGUACUGUGCAGAAUUACACAUUGAAUCAUGAAAAGUUUUUAGAAAAUAAGCAAGAUACAUUGCAUGAUACAAAAUUCUUGUUACAAGAUACUUUACAAACUAAGAAAAAUAUUUCUAAAGUACAAAGUACUGUUUCACAAUCAAUCUCAAAUGAACAUAAUGAGUUUAAUGACUUUAAACAUACGUUAGUUAAACAUUGUUCUGUAGCAUUGUGCAAUAAUAUUGUUAAAGAUCGGCAUGCAUUACAAAGUAAAAGAAACAUGGAAGAUACUAUCAAUAUAAAAGAUAAACCAAACAUAUCACAUUUGGUUUUCAGUAACUCGUCUGAAAUUAUUCCAAACUGCAACAAAAGUAUUGAACUUACAUCAUAUGAUACAAAGAAAAAAAGAGAUCUAAUAAAAAAUAGUUUUGUAAAAGUGGAAAGAUUAGAAAUAGGAGAGUUUGCAAAAGAAAAUAAUACAGUAUUUGAAAAAAAGCCUAACAUAUUUUCUAGCACUCCUUUUAACAAACGAGUCAAACCUAGUUUAGUAGUAUUAUCUCCUAUUAAGUCUAAUAUUUAUAACAAAUCACAUUGGAGUCAAGAAGAUUCAUUAGCAACUACAGAAGAAGAUAUUUCCGACAUUGAUCAGAAAAAUUCUCAUUCUUUAUUUACGAUAUCGGAAGAUUCUAAACUCAAUUCUACAGAUGUACAGGAACAGCAAAUACAAAUUUUAUUGUCCCAGAAAUCACAAACUACAAAUUCUGUUGUUAAAAAUGGAGUGAUGUCUUACAAGAAUGAUGUUCAUGCAGAUGUUACUCAAAAAUAUGAUACAGAAUGUGAUGUUAAAACGGAAAUUCCGUAUUUAUUAAAUAUAUCUACUUGUCAAUCACGAUCAUUAUUUGAUGAUACAACAUAUAGUCACAAUCAUUCGCCGAAAGAUAUAAAUAAAGAUAAAAUAAAAAAGGAACGUUCUGAUACGCGUAAAUUUAUAGAAACUAUAUUUAUAGAUUCAUCCAUUGACUUAUGUUUAAAACAAAAGCAAUUAUCAAGUAAUAAUAAAGCUGAUGCAAGCUCACCGUAUGUAUCACCUUCCAAAGUAUGUUCAACAUUCAAAGAUUUAGAUAAUAUGCAAAAAAAUAAAUUUCAAGAAAAUCAUGAUAUAACAGAAAUAAAUAUAAUAGAAGCAAUUCAUGAGAGCCUUAAAGAUAAAACUGUUAAUAAACACAGUUUAUUUGAUAAAAGUCAAGAUAAUAUUAACAUGAAUGCUCGUGUGCUGCUUACACGAUUACAUGAUCCGAUUAGAAUAGGAAGAAGAAUGCAAUAUCCUAAAUGGCAUUUAAGCAUGUCAAAUAUUUCCGAUAGUGUAAAUAAUGAAGCCGUACAAUCAAACAACGAAGUUCACUAUGGUACAAUUGACAAAGAUCUUUCUAAUGUUCAAUCAGCACAUAAUUCUGAGCAUUCUAAGAAUGUAAAUUUGUCUCGCAAUCAUUUUAAAUCCUUGACUCAACCGUAUAGUGACACAAAUGAACAAAUGAAUCAAUCUGUUUUUUUAAAACCGGGCAAGUAUUGGGCUAGAUCUUUGUCAAUAUUAAAUAAUGUAAACGAUGAAUCUAAUUUAGACAAAUUAAGUAUCGGAAAGGGGAAAAAAUGGAGGCACAGCGUCAAAAAUGUACUGGAUAUGCAAAAACAAGGAAUUUUUCAAAGUUGUUUGAAAAAGGAUAACGAUGAUACGAAUUUAUCUAGCGACAAGUUUAACAUAUCAAACGCAUCAUCGUUUAACAGUAACAAAUGUAAAGAAUUUGAUUUAGCGAGUUAUCCUAGGUUUUCUAAAAGAAUCUCUGUAAGAGUUGUACUUAAUAGUACAAACACUAAGUGUGAAAUCAAAGACACUCCAUUUCUUGAGGCAUUUGGAAUAACUGCAGAAAAAUCUUCAAACUCGAAAUUAUCAUACUGGGAAAAAUCAUUGAUACAUAACAAUCAAAUUAUCAAUAAUCAUUCCAGUAUUGCAAGAGAUGUUGUUUUACAGAGAUGUUCACAAAACUGUUAUAUUCCUUUUGAAGAUUGUUUUCCAGAUUUGUAUUUGGAACAUUGCCAUAAAAUAGGCGAAGGUGUUUAUGGAGAAGUUUUUCUUCAUGAAUGUGAAGGUAAAAAAUCUGUUAUAAAAAUUAUUCCUAUAGAAAAUGAACAAUUAGUCAAUGGUGAACCACAAAAGAAAUUUAAUGAAAUAUUGUCAGAAAUUGUGAUUGCAAAGGAAUUGGAUAAUCUAAAAGUAAAUGAUACCUAUAAAACUAAUGGAUUUGUAGAAGUUAAAAAUAUCAGCUGUAUUAUAGGAAAAUAUCCAGAAAAACUCUUAGAACUUUGGAAUAUUUAUGAUAAUCACAAAACGUCCGAUAAUGAUUGUCCAUCGAUGUUUGAUGAAAAUCAAUUGUAUAUUGCUCUUGAACUGAGCCACGGUGGGGAAGAUCUUGAAGCCUUUGUAUUUCAAACUGCGGAGGAGGCUUGCGCUCUAUUUUUACAGACUGCAUUGGCCUUAGCAGUUGCAGAAAAAGCACUUGAAUUUGAACACAGAGAUUUGCAUUGGGGUAAUGUAUUAAUAUCAAGAACAAAAGAGCAAUAUAUAUAUUAUAAUCUCGGAGGGAGAGAGAUCAAGUUUCCUAGUAAAGGUGUAAAGGUAUCUAUAAUAGAUUUUACUCUAUCGAGGAUGUUGUACCAAGGAUGUUGCAUAUAUAAUGAUCUUGCACUAGAUCCAGCUUUAUUUACUGCUCAUGGUGAAUAUCAAUUUGAGAUUUAUCGUCUUAUGCGCGACAAAAUUCAGAAUGAUUGGCGAAAAUUUGAACCGUAUACGAAUGUUUUGUGGUUGCAUUACAUUUUGGAUAAAAUGAUUACUGCGGUAAGAUACAAAAAGAAAAACUUGAAAGUUCACAAGCACGCUGUUAUUAGAUUAAAAGAAUUUAAAGAUAUAAUUUUAAACUACAAUAGUGCAUACGACUUUGUAAUCAAUUCUGAUAGCAUCGUGUAAUUAUGAUGCAAGCCUUUAU
Molecule: messenger RNA, 7311 nt
Organism: Trachymyrmex septentrionalis
Lineage: Eukaryota; Metazoa; Arthropoda; Insecta; Hymenoptera; Formicidae
Biological process (GO): intracellular signal transduction; protein phosphorylation; mitotic cell cycle
Cellular component (GO): cytoplasm; nucleus
Molecular function (GO): histone H3T3 kinase activity; ATP binding
Source: RefSeq, a predicted model, not a curated record